AUGGGGCGCCCUCCGCCUCGGCCGCUCAUGGCGGUGGUGGUGGUGCUGCUGCUGCUGCAGUGCUGCUGCUUUCCUGCUGCUGCAGCGGGAAGUGAAGAAUCCUCUGAAACAAGCCACGUGAGCAGCGACAGAGCAGGGGAGACCGAAGGGGCCGAAGUAUGGAGAGGGCAGCAGGAGACAACGGAGGAGGAGGAGCUGUACCCGCCCGCUGCACCAGAAGCAGCAGCAGCAACGACAGCAGCACCAACAGAAGCAGCCACACCCGUGGGGGCAGCCACCACCGCAGCAGAAACAGAAGCAGAAGUCCUUUCCUUUGAAGAUCCCCACGGUGUCAGUACACUCGAACCACAAAUCCCCCAGCUGGGGGCUGAAGCAGGUGCUGCGGUUGCUGCCCACAUGGCUGCGACCGAGGAGGAGGAGCUGCAGCAGCAGCUGCAACAGCAGCAGCAGCAGCAACAACAGCAGCAGCAACAGAAACACGACCAGCAUAUGACUGAAUUCAAAGAAGCGCUCAAAGCACAACUCGGUAGAGGAGCUAAACAACUGCAUGGGCUCCGCUUGGAUAUUAAUUGGCUGAAGUCGGCUGUAAAGGAUCUUGACCUCACCAAGGAAACUCUCAAUCAGCCGCACCCGUCUCAGCCUCUUCUCGACUUACUGCUAGAGCGAACAGCUACAUUAGAGUCGCGUGUAGCGGAGUAUAUUGAGGGAAAUUUUACAGAAUUUAGAGAGCAACUGGGGGACCAUAUUGCUCUCAAGUUGCUGCCGCUUCACCAAGACUACGUAGACACGACGUACAAGGCGGCCACUUUGGUAGCAGAUCUGAGGAAAGUGACAGACGACCUGCGGCGGGUGGAAGCGGAAAUCAAUGUCAUUGCUGCCGAGCACCUGGAGAGGGUGCGGGUGUGGGCGGCGGAGCAGAGCCUGAAGUUUGAGGAGGCAUUAAGAGAAGCACAGCCGCGUUUGUUAGAGAGGUUUGAGCAGCAGAAGAGACAGGAACAGACGCGUGUAAACUUUGCUGUCUUAGAGGAGAUUAAAAUAAAAGCAGCAGCAGAAGAUGCAUUAAAAGAAAUCGCAACAAGAGGAUCAGCCUUCACCGAUCUCAGCGGCUGCUGCACCGGAUACACUGCAGCAGAGGUUGCAGAAUUGCUGAUGCAUGAACUUGACAAGCUCAAGGAACCAAAUCUCCGCAUACGCGUGGCUCGUCAGAUAACGGAUGAGUUGCUGCUGCGGAAGAUCCCCAAGUUGGCGCGGUUGCUGCCUCAAGCAGCAGGAGAUUCAGUGAUAGCUAGGGCAGCAACACUGCAAGCAGAACGAGCUCUUAAGGAUGCACGAGAGAGACUUGCUGGGCUACCUACGCAGCUGUGGGGGGCCCCUCAGCAAUCUGUGCAGCCUCCAUUAUAUAUGCUGCAGAAGCUGGUGUCUUCAUUUCGUCGGUGUUUCAGCCGAGCUGCCUAUACACCCCAAGGUGAAGAAGGCUAUUUUCUACUGGCUAUAGAUGGUGUCCUCGUAGAUGCUUCUCGCAUCACGCCCAAUUCUAUUUCUUCUGUUGUUGUUCAUUAUCCUCCUCCAGAGGUACCUUUGGGGCCCUUUAUUCAGCAUGAAUACUACGGCACUGCCCUUAGUAAGGCCUUCACCUUCGUCUUGAGAAGUUCUUCGAGGCCUCAACCUGAUGUCUCCCUUGCCUAUACAUUCCCUCCUCCUUUCCCGUCUCCAUGCUCACGCAAAACAGACUUCAGCAGCAGCAACCAACAGCAGGAGUAUCAGCAGCAGCAGCAGCAGCCAACGUGCCCCAGAGGGGCCCAGUGUGAUGCUGCUGGUGGCCGGCCUUCCCUCCCUAAAUAUCAUAACCCUUUCGAAGAUUGUACGGGGCCUCCAGGACACGCAGCAGCAGCAGGAAGAAGUGCGGCUGCUGCACCAGCAGCACCAGUAGCAGCAGCAACGAGAGAGGGUUCCGAGGGUGCCGCCACCAGUGCCUCAGCAGCAGGAGCAGCAGCAGCAGGAACAGCACACAGCAGCAGAGGGGACUUCGCAUCUGAGCGAGUAGAAUCAUACCCAGCAGCAGAUAUCAAUUUGAGGGAGACUCUAGAUACUGCAGUCAACAGCGACGCAGAGGCAGAAACGUCUCCUGAUGUUGCAAGGCUGCAGGCUCUUCUAGAAGAAGAGUAUAAAGAUGAGGCAGCAGCAGCAGCAGCUGUUGCUGCUGCAGGAGGCAGCGCUGCAGCAGGCUCAGCAAAGGCUUCAGCAGGCCUCACCAUGCGCAAGCUGCAGCAGCAGCAGCAGCAGCAUCUGCAGCAGCAGCAGCAGGAUGAGGAGCAAGCUUUCGCUCCUCCUGAUUGCGGCUAUGAGGAGAAUGACCAGGGAAAGAAAGAGGAAAGUAACGCUAUGGGGUCUUCUUCUUCUACGCAUAGACGUUUCGUGCAGCAGCACGAGCGGGAUCUGAGGGGUUUGCUGCAGCAGCAGCAGCUGCAGCAGGAGCGUGAGCCUCCGGCUCCUAUAGACGCUGAGGAAAUCUGGGGUGAAGAGGUAGAGAGCGAUCACGCUGCAUCAAGCAGUCAAAAGAACGAGAAAGGGGAGACAGGAACAGAUGUACAAGAAGCUGUAUUGGUAGUUUACGUAGGAAGUCGUGCUUCAGGGUCUCCUUUAUCCGAUGGUGAUGCCUCUAUGGAUGUUGUAGAGAGGAGACAGAAGCUGCUGCAGGCAGCAGCAACAAAGCUGCUAGCUCGCCUUACGCAUAGAUCUGUCGCUCUUGACGGUAGACAGGGAGAUAUUGGUGUUAGGGCCUUUCUAGUGUCUCUACGCCGAGAACAGAGACUGCAGCAGCUACCUACCUGGGCUCUUUCCUAUUCAGAAAGACGCUUGCAGUCUCUAGGUGUGCGUCUUCAUGUAGGGUUUGGAGAUGCUCCUCUUCUCCUCCUGCCUCUUUCUCCGUUCUUCACGCGUUCGGUUCUGCUGAUUCGCGUGCAUACAACCGCAUGCAGAAGGGGUCAGUAUGCUGUUCCCUCUGUUGAGGCAUUAUCUCUUGCUUUCUUAUCAGUAGCCUUUCCUGGUGCAGAGGCAGCAGCAGUAUUUAGCUGCAGGAAGCAGCUAGAGCGCCCUUUGCAACACCAUACCGAGCAGCAGCAGCAGCAGAAGCUGCAGCAGCAGCAAGAGCAGAGCGGAGACAACUCGCAGCAGCAACAGCACGAGCAUUCUUCUUUCACUCACUCCCCACAGGAUACCCUCGAUGACGGACUGGUGGAUGCUGCUGCUACUGCUGCUGCGCAGGAGCAGCAGCAGGUGCUGCAGCAGCGUAAUCACCAGCACAAGGCGAACGGGAAGCAGCAGCGGCAACAGCAGCAGCAGCAGCAGAGGGAGCCGCUGAUUCCUAUGGUGAAGAACUGGGCCUAUCAUGGAGGCAUGUCAGGGAGGAGUUCUUCUGUAGUGCAUCUUGUUUCUGAAGGAGAUUCAUUUGGGGUGUACAUACAGCCUGGGGGAGUGAGUGAUUCAGUGCAUGCGCAGGCGCUGUAUCAGGAAGCAGCGGCAGCAGCAGCAGCAGCAGCAGCAGGUGGGGAGGGAGAAGUAGGUGGUGCUGCUGCAGCUGGGGCUUCAUGCUUGACACCUCGGGGUGUAUACGCAGGUCAUGUAGCUAAAGGAAACCAGUGUUUAUCUGCUGGGGAGUUAGUGGAGUUUGUAGCUAAUACCAUGCAUGCGAAUGUUCUUCCUUCUCAAUUUCAGCGUCCUUUAAGGGGUCGUUCUGUUAUAGUUAGUAUUGAUGACCAUAAAGAAGUCAGACCGGAGAGCUUCCUCGCUGUGGAGUUAGCUGCUGCAGCAGAAGCACGAAGACAAGGAAAAAAUAUCCUUCCGUGA
Molecule: messenger RNA, 3846 nt
Organism: Eimeria acervulina
Lineage: Eukaryota; Apicomplexa; Conoidasida; Eucoccidiorida; Eimeriidae
Exons: 6
Coding region: 1-3846 (1281 amino acids)
Cellular component (GO): mRNA cleavage and polyadenylation specificity factor complex
Molecular function (GO): RNA binding
Source: RefSeq, a predicted model, not a curated record